UUUGACUUUGUGGACUUACAUUUCGCUUCGGAGCUUUCCGGAUCCUUGCUAACGGCGUUGAAACCGAUUUACGUUUAUCUCCGCGCCCAAGACUUUUCUCUACUGCUGUUGUCGCUCGUUUGUCGUGUUCCUUCUUCACCGUCAUCAUGAGCCAGCGUAUGCUUUCCUCCAUCCUUCGCGCACGGCCUAAUGUCGUCCUUCGCCGCGCUGCGACCCCUGCCCUCAUAAUACCACACCGCUUUUCAUCAUCAGAUUCGCACAGUCAAGAAACGUUUGAGCAGUUCUCUGAGCGCUACGUCGCUUUCUUCCAAGGCGCUCAGGACCUCUUCGAGGUACAACGUGGCCUCAAUAACUGCUUUGCACACGACCUCGUUCCUUCACCUGGUGUUGUUGAGGCUGCCCUCCGUGCAGCACGCCGCGUAAAUGACUAUGCAACCGCUGUCCGUGUCUUCGAGGGCAUUAGGGAAAAGGUUGAGAACAAACAGCAGUACCAGGCUUACUUGGACGAGCUGAAGCCGGUUAGAGAGGAACUUGGAAUAAACACAAAAGAAGACCUUUACUUCUCAUGAGUUCUGCCUGAGCAGCGGAUUCCAUGUGAGCCAGCUUUAUUCGUGUGUCUCUACUGAAGCUAACAAGCCAUGCG
Molecule: messenger RNA, 643 nt
Organism: Suillus subaureus
Lineage: Eukaryota; Fungi; Basidiomycota; Agaricomycetes; Boletales; Suillaceae
Product: COX5A-domain-containing protein
Exons: 2
Coding region: 147-569 (140 amino acids)
Biological process (GO): mitochondrial electron transport, cytochrome c to oxygen
Cellular component (GO): mitochondrial inner membrane
Source: RefSeq, a predicted model, not a curated record